AUUUACACGUGAUAAAACUCAUCCAGUGUCAGGAUUCCUUUGAUACUCUCCCACUAAUUUCUGACCCCCUCACAACUGAGACCCCCUAAUCAUUCGAAGUCGUGUCGUUCAUUCACUCGGCGAGGUGGCCGGUAACUUACCCCGCAGCUAAACUUGGCGGGCGCAGCAAUAUAAGCGACAAGCAGUCACUCUGGCUAUCAUCAUCAUUCUUCUUCUUUUCACCACUAUCCUCUGGAAACACCCUUCUGGACUUUUACCAGCCCUCUCACAGCAGUCACCGCCCGACAUGUCGAUCACUCACAUUGUCAUGGUGCAGAUUAAAGCUGAGGUGAGCCCCGAAGUAAUCAAAGAUGUGUGCUCUCGGAUGCUUGCUUUGAAAGAUAAUUGUAUACACCCGACUUUCCAGAAGCCAUACAUCCAGGCCGUAUCGGGCGGGCAGGACAACUCGCCCGAAGGCAUCCAAAACGGCAUCACCCACGCUUUUGUGGUGCACUUUGCGAGUGCCGACGAUCGUGAUUACUAUGUGUCCAAGGAUCCAGCUCACCUGGCAUUUGUCAAAAGUCUGGAUGGCAUCAUCGAGAAGGCGCAGGUGGUUGAUUUCAUUGAUGGCGUUUAUUGAUCUGCUGCAUAGCAUCUUAGUGCUCAAUGCAAGGGCGUCGAGGACAGGAACAUUCGCUCGUACCCCUCGGUCGCCUGAAAAGAUUAGUUCUGAUCCCAUUGCUAGACGGAUGUGUACACCUUGGUUGUAACGUAUUGAAUUGGCCUAGUUAUUCCGAUAAUAGAAAUCUAACAUCUCCAAAUGGAAAUG
Aspergillus piperis CBS 112811 is the source of this 808-nucleotide messenger RNA. Its product is annotated as Dabb family protein. Lineage: Eukaryota; Fungi; Ascomycota; Eurotiomycetes; Eurotiales; Aspergillaceae. The coding region runs from base 287 to 619 and encodes 110 amino acids. The record is from RefSeq and is a predicted model, not a curated record. The transcript has 3 exons.